Brettanomyces nanus is the source of this 1071-nucleotide messenger RNA. RefSeq lists its product as uncharacterized. Gene Ontology annotation, cellular component: transcription factor TFIID complex; nucleus; SAGA complex. Gene Ontology annotation, molecular function: promoter-specific chromatin binding; RNA polymerase II general transcription initiation factor activity. Gene Ontology annotation, biological process: transcription initiation at RNA polymerase II promoter. Lineage: Eukaryota; Fungi; Ascomycota; Pichiomycetes; Pichiales; Pichiaceae. The record is from RefSeq and is a predicted model, not a curated record. The coding region runs from base 1 to 1071 and encodes 356 amino acids. The transcript has a single exon.
AUGGCGAAGAGAAGUAAAGGAACAGAUACAAGGAAAGGCCACGUGACUAAGGAACGGGUAGAAGUUAAGAAGGAGGAUAAAGUAGAGGACAAGGAGGAGGACAAGGAGGAGGAUAAAGAAGAGGACAAAGUAGAGGACAAGGAGGAGGACAAGGAGGAGGAUAUAGAAGAGGACAAAGAGGAGGACAAAGAGGAGGAUAAAGAGGAAGAUAAAGAAGAAUCAGAAGAUGUAGAAGAAGCGGACGAUGCUGAAAAUGACAAAGAACAAGAAGAAGAUACAAACACCAAGGAAAAGCCGGUUGAAGCCAAGGAAAAGCCGGUCGAAGACAAGUCUAAACUUCCUUCUGGAGCAUUAUUUAGUGCAAAUGACGUUGACGAGUUGAUGGAGGAGGAAGAUUCAGGAGAAAAGCGAUCUGCUGAGCCUUCUAGUGAAGAACCUUCAGCAAAAAAGGUGGAAAUCGAGACGUCAGAUAAUACAAGGACGUCCAGUGCUGCCGAAAUAGUUGCUUCACCCGCUUCUGCUGAAUCACCUUCUCCUGAAGAUCCAAAUUUGACUAAGAAAGAACCACCAAUUCACUCUUUGCCUGUAUUAACACGUGAAGACAAAACUCUGGAGGAGGUUCUCGAAAUGAUGGAUGAUGAAGACUUUACGCCAAUUAUUCCGGAUGCGGUGACAGACUAUUACUUGGCUAAAAAUGGAUUUGCUACAGAUAAUAGAAAGAUCAAGAGGCUUCUUGCUUUGGCCACACAGAAAUUCAUCAGCGAUAUUGCAACAAAUGCCUACGAAUACUCGCGUAUCCGGUCCAACAGCGCUGUUUACAACUCAUCCAAUCCUCAGGUGAGAGCAAGGGCCCUUAUGAUGGCCACGAUGAUGAACUCUCAGGAAAAAAAGCAGACCUCUGAGGAUACCGAUAGUGACGGUAAUGGAAACAACGAGAAUUCGCUGACUGGUGCCCUAGGGGGAGGACUUAACCAGAGCCAGAACCAGAAAGUGACGUUGACCAUCGAAGAUUUGAGUAGUGCGCUGGAUGAAUACGGGUUGAAGGUGAACCGUCCUCAAUUCUACAGAUGA